This is a messenger RNA of Pogoniulus pusillus (Red-fronted tinkerbird), 2657 nucleotides long. It is a transcript of the gene SLX4IP, whose product is annotated as SLX4 interacting protein. Bases 364 to 1695 code for a protein of 443 amino acids. NCBI's taxonomy places the organism in Eukaryota, Metazoa, Chordata, Aves, Piciformes, Lybiidae. The transcript has 10 exons. The record is from RefSeq and is a predicted model, not a curated record.
GCGGCCAUCUUGCGUUCGGGCAGCGGCUACAGCUGGCAGCCAUUUUGGAUAGGGGUGAAGAAGCUCAUCUGCGGCAGCCAUCUUACUUGGGGGCAGGAGCCGUUAGAAGCGUUGAGGGCAGACGCGGCGUGCUAGGAGGCGCCCACCUCUCCCACAAGUGGGCAUGUGUGGCAGGAGUUUGCAGUUCCUCAUUCCUGCUGAGUUCUAAAUUCUGUCACCAUAGGACGACACUUCUUUGCUAAGGAAUAACUGUUUUCCACCUUGCUGUUUGCAAUUCCUUUGCUGUUUCUAUCUCCUACUCCUUGGAUAAUGAUAUGAUAAAUAGAGAAAAUAUCAUUGAGGACCUGCUUACACUGACUUGUCAUGGCAUCCAACAAAUUUGUCAUUAAGUGUGGGAACUUUGCUGUUUUGGUGGAUGUUCAUAUUUUGCCUCAGGGCUCCAGUAAAGACACCAGCUGGUUUUCAGAUCAUGAGAAAGAGGAGCUCUGCAUGCUGCUAGAGGAAGUUGUUGCUUCAAGGAUCAAACACUACUUGGAAACACCUAAACAACGUGGUCAACGGAAAUCAAUGGAACAUGCAUCAUCUGGUCCUCUGUUUCUUACUGCCAACACUUUUCACAUUACUGCCUACUUUAUGAAGAGAUGGGUUAAUCUCCGUUGUGCUUUAGGGAAACAUUAUCGUGAGCUACGUGUGUUUCCAGACAGAUUUAUAGUUUGUGUCAGUAAAAUGGAAUCUAAUCCAAGUGCCUGGACGUGUGAAAAUGGUGUAUUGGAAGAAGAACUUUCCAGUGGGACGUCUGAAUAUUUUACUGAAUCUGCUGAGAACAAGAAGCUUAAGAUUAGUCUGAAUGACCAAAUAAAACAAGACAUCUUGAAAGAAAUUGUGAAAAGGACAAAACUGAGGAAAACUAGCACAAGCAAACCUCAAAUCAGCACGGACUACAAGAAGGUGUGUCUUGGCUCAGUGGACUCCCAGAUGGGGAACAGAAAGAAUGACUGUCAAACUGCUCUCAGUGUCCCAUCUGAAGUGAAAUGUAGGACUACAGGACUGCUGAAGGACUGCAUAAAUACAGAUGAAAUCAACUCAGAGCUUCGUGCUUUAGAGCUGGGAAAUUAUGUUAAUCAGAGACAGCCAGCUGAUACUAGCAGCCAGCAAAAACAUCACUCUCUGGAGUGGCUGAGAUCAAGUCUCCUAAGUGAGAACCCUCCUUGUAGCUCUGAGUCAGCACUGUUGGAUCCAAAACCAAGUCAAAAAGCAACCAAAACACAGGCUCUACAGAGCUGUGCUUCAGAAAAAAAUUUAGAGCAUUUCCAACAAGUAUCUUCUGAAGAGACUCCUUUGAGCCCCAGCAAGACAGAAAUGAGUAAAAGCAAUGAUGGUGGUUUAAGUCCAAUCCUGGAGGAGAAGACCUCACUUAAUUCUAGAUUAUUCUCUAAACAAGAUGUGACAAAGACUGUGUCUAAUGAGGAGCCAUCAAGUUUGAGUAAAACCCUUUCCCACCCUCUGUCUGUGAGGAAUGGUGUAGUGCAGAGAAGCCGAAGUGAUCCAGGCACGGCAGUUGUGGAAUUGCCUGUGAUGCCAUCAUCUUGUUUAGAACUGCAGCCCAAAUCUUCAGAGAAGCUUGUCCAAAAAAGAAAAAAGGAAGUUCAAAAUUGCCUGAGGAAGUUAAAACUUCGAAGGCUUAAGAAGUUAUGAAGUCAGGAAAUCUUGGUGGCAUAGGUAGGCAGCCAGGUUUGUGUUUGGAGUGUAGGAAGCAGUUCAAAAUAGCGAAAAAUAAUAAAAGUAUCAAGUCAAAGUUAGAUAACUUUUAAGGAAAACUAGUUAACUAUUUCAGUAAUGUGGAAUUGCAAUGAAGAUAAUUCUGUUAAGACUUUAGGAACCAGACAUUAAUAUUGUACAGACCAAUAUGGUGUUUUUAUAGACAGGAAAAUACCUUGUAAAGUGAUAUUUACUAAGCAAAAUUUUAGUCUGUGUAUGUUUUAGUGCUAUUUAAAAAUCAUAUCAGCUGAUGACAGCAGAAGUUAAAACCACUUUAGUGAUCUUUUAGCAGCUGCAGUUAUUCAGUGUUUUGCUUGUUUCUGAACACUUAGUUUAUUGUAGUAAAACUUAAUCCCUUCUGUCUUAGGAAGUUUGUGCUUUAUUCACAUCAUCUUCACAAUAGCAAAGCAGAUACUCAUUCAAAUAAACCCUUAACCAGAGUUUAAUGUUGCUGAUAACUUAAAGGCCACAUUUUCGGUGGUGUUUCAAAAUAGGUCUGGUUUCUGCUUGUGAAGUUGCUAUUGAAUAUUUAUUUCUAUUCCAAGUUGUGGGUACAGGCAAUCAUACAUUCAGGCUCUGGAAGAAUGUAGAGUGGGCUUAUAUGUACAGUUACCUGGGUGUGCAGACGUUGCUGCUGAGAAGAGCUCACACGUAAAUGUGCAUCCACACUGUCGUACAUUCAUUUUUUAACACCAGGCCUAGCCUGUGCACGAGGACAGAAGCCUUUUGUCAUGUGUCAGUGAUAUCCAACCUAUUUGUUACUUUGAGAUACAGGUAACUUUUAAUCGUGCAGUGCUUUUUCUUGCUGCUUCUGUAACUUAUGUGCUGAGCAGCUAAGGAAAUGUAGCUUUUGAUUUUGUGCAUCUUUUUAAAAUGUUGAAAAUAAAAUUAUAACAAGC